Drosophila kikkawai is the source of this 1029-nucleotide messenger RNA. It is a transcript of the gene Andorra, whose product is annotated as andorra. NCBI's taxonomy places the organism in Eukaryota, Metazoa, Arthropoda, Insecta, Diptera, Drosophilidae. The record is from RefSeq and is a predicted model, not a curated record.
CACUUCACAGAGUCGUCUCCGGACAUCUGUGUCACAACCAUUUACACAUUCGUACGAGCUCCAUAAAUUACUCCAAUAAUAUACAUAUAUUCUAUAUUUUCCGGCACUUUUGUAACAUUUUAGUAAUUUCCUUUUUAUAAAUUUUCCUCCCACGAAGCGUGAAACAUGCCCCUGUUCCGGCUGCUCUUUUGUCAGGAGCAGAUGGCCCGCGAUCUGUAUGAGAACUGGUUAAUUAUAUUUAUUGGCAUGUUUGUCCGCUGGAAUCGUUUGCACCAACUGGAGCUGCCCUGGGCAAGUGCUCAGCCAUUCCUGGAUGGCUCUGACUAUCGCCUGGCGGAGGUGUUCUUCGGCUGCGGCCUCCUGGCCUUCCUUUUGCCAUUUCGUUGCUAUUGGGUCCGGAGGUGCCGGCACCGCUUUCAGCUAAUGAUGCUGGCCACCGAGGUGGUCAUACUGCUGCGGAUCGUGGAGUUCAACGAUAAUGUGGUGUGGCAGCCCUUCCUGGCCAUUUAUCGGGACAUGUUUGAGGUAGUUGGUAGGAGUGACUAUCGGAUCUUUGGCUAUGUGCCCGGCUUGGCUGCCUGGCUGGCGGAUGGCAGAGCCUACGAGUCCUUUCAGCUGCUAGUCUCCUUUGGCUUUUUCGUGGCCGGCUUUAAUAUUGCCGCUGAAGGGUGGAUCCGGACCGUGGAUCUACUGCUGCUUGGCAAUGAGCCGAAGAAUCCGGGUACAGUCUGGAGGCGGCACUAUCGCCAGUUCAAGAGCCAGGGCAGAUGCUUCAUUAGCUCUCCGCCGAAGCCCAGGCCGGACCUUCUCAUGUACCGGCGCCUGUGCAGGGCCUGUAUCCAGGAAGCUGCUAUGACCUUCGAUGCUGAUCUAUAAACAGAUUUCAAGAGAUCUCUGCCAGAUAUCAAGACUUGAGACUUAACCCAUGAAAAUACACAAAAAAAAAUCUUCAAUUGAGUAACCUUUAAAGGCCUGUUGGAGUUCUUGUUUAAUGAUUAGAUAAAUUCCCUGAGAGUAAAGCCCAACUAA